GGUCCCCAAGGUCCACAGGGACCCAACGGCUUCCCAGGUGCCAAAGGACCCCCUGGUUUUCAUGGCAAAACUGGCCCCCCAGGUCCCACAGGGGUGGUGGGACCCCAGGGUAAAUCAGGUGAGACAGGACCUGUAGGAGAAAGGGGACACCCAGGACCCCCUGGCCCCCCUGGGGAACAGGGACUACCUGGAGCUGCUGGUCGUGAAGGAGCCAAGGGUGAACGAGGUCCCGUGGGUCCAACUGGUCAAGAUGGGAUCCAGGGUCCUGUGGGGCUGCCAGGUCCAGGUGGACCCCCAGGUGCUGCUGGAGAAGAUGGGGACAAG
Antrostomus carolinensis (chuck-will's-widow) is the source of this 324-nucleotide messenger RNA. RefSeq names its product collagen alpha-1(XI) chain-like. The transcript has 4 exons. The annotation marks the transcript as partial. NCBI's taxonomy places the organism in Eukaryota, Metazoa, Chordata, Aves, Caprimulgiformes, Caprimulgidae. Gene Ontology annotation, cellular component: extracellular matrix. The record is from RefSeq and is a predicted model, not a curated record.